CAAGUUUUGAUAAGAAAGAUGCCGAGCCUCCGAAUGCUUUCUCCUGCAUGCACGCAAACUAAAUAUGCACUGGAAACAUCCGAAAUCACAGAGAAAGGACAGAGAGCUGUUAAAAUAUCAUAGACGGUGACUAGUAGUCUAUCAUAUUGUGUCAAGUGGAACGAAGAAUGGCUGUACAAGACGAGUCCUUGUGCAAAUCAUUUGCACUGGAAAACGACCCGGAUGCGUCGUACUUUCUGAUUAAUUCAGAAAAAGAUGAACAUGGAAAUGAAGGCUACAGCUCUCCUGUCCCAUCUCAUGACAUUUGGAAAAAGUUUGAACUACUACCGACACCACCUCGUUCUCCUUCUCGAUCACCUUCACAUACGCCAGUCAGCUUUCAUUCAUACGAAGAUGAAUACUGUUCGGUUGCCGACACCUUACAGAUCGUGUCAGAUAUUUUAGACGAGGACAGUUGUUCACCUGCACCCCUGGCGACUGUUGAAGUUUCUCUGAGUAGUCUGAAGUCCAAACUCAUUCAAGACUGCAUGUGGAACGGCUCCAACUACGAGAGUGCGUUAGAUUUAAAAGUGCUGCCCGCUUCUUUGAAUGCGGACGACCUUCCUUACGAGACUCCGUGUGCUACUCCUCCGCCAGUGGAAUAUGUAAGUUCUGAUUGCGUUGAUCCUUCAACGGUAUUCCCCUAUCCUAUAAACGAAUCACAUCAGAACUUAUGCGGAUCACACAAUUCAAGCGAUUCAGAAGAGGAAAUAGACGUAGUAACCAUCGAGAAACCAAAGCGAAAGCGGCUUCCACAAGUCACAGAUGAACCGCCCGCAAAACGUCUUAAACCUGUUGCAGUGAAACCUAAAGGAGUAGCUCCUGCUUCGAGCCCUUCCAAAGAGAACAAAAAAGAUUUUAAACGGCAAAACAGUUCAACCUCGGACGAAGAAGGCGAUCUCAGUAAGAGAGCAACUCACAAUGUUCUCGAGCGGAAGCGAAGGAAUGAUCUCAAGACAAGCUUUCACAUUCUCCGGGAAGAGGUUCCUGACAUUAAGGACAAUGAAAGAGCUCCAAAAGUUACGAUAUUGAGGAAAGCAAAAGACUAUGUCGAUAAACUGAAAAAGGACGAAACGCGAUUGCUGGCAGAACUUUCGAAAGAACGACGGAAAAACGAAGAACUUUUGGACCGGUUCUAUGCGCUUGGGCAGAAGCGAAAAUAACUUUUUGUUUACUCAUCGCUAUUUUCAUUCGUCUUUUACCAAAUAUCAUUACAUAGAUAACGAUUGUAUAUAAUUCAUAGAUAAUAUUAUGAAAGGAAACUGUUUUUGCAAGUAUACUCGCUGUCUAGAAAUUUCAGUAAGCUUCAGAUCGCUUUUUAUACUUAAAGUUUUUCUGUCGUGUAGAAACAAGUCUUUCACUUGGGUGCCAAAUAUUUUCGUUGUCUCAAUGCCGAAUUUCGUAUGACUGUCAAGCCCUCGAAGAAAGAGGAAAUAUUCCUCCCCCAAAGUAACAGUUUUCCUAGUGAUCAUAGCUUUGCGGUCGAAAAAUUAUAUUUUUGAUACGAUAUUUUUGAAUGAAUGGAUAUGUAUUUGCAUAUAUAUUGCGUAAACGCGGGAAAAAUCGGAUGGAUUUCCAUAAAUUAACGUCAUGCAUAUGAUCGCUUGGAUUUCGUUUCAAGGUCCUUUGGGACUUAGUUUUGCUUGAUCAGGGUUAAAAAAAGAAUGUUAGCUAUGUUUAGCUUGCAAUGUUUUCAAACAAAUUCUCGAUACCCAUUUUUACUGUGUAAAACACUGGUUAGCCGCUUUCGGCUUUGGUGAAAUUUGGAGAGUAAAAAACUUUGUCGAAAGUUUCAUGAUUUAGUUAGCGUUUUCAAAAGGUAUCUACAAGAUUUCAGUAGUGUUUAUAAAUCGUAGAAAACCCUUUAGCAAUGAACUUUUCUCACCAAGAGGACUUAAUGUCAUUCAAACGGUUGAGGUGUUAUUUUAUUACGUAGGUUUCUUUGGUUGUAUUAUUGUCAGACAGUGAGGUUGAGAGAGUUAAGAUGUCGAUCGUUCAAGGAAAUAGUUCUGUAAACACUGCUUUGCUUUGCUAGCAAACAGUUAUUAAAGAUCAAAUGUUCAGGAUUGUCUUAAA
Stylophora pistillata is the source of this 2115-nucleotide messenger RNA. RefSeq names its product transcriptional regulator Myc-A. Gene Ontology annotation, molecular function: DNA-binding transcription factor activity; protein dimerization activity. The record is from RefSeq and is a predicted model, not a curated record. Gene Ontology annotation, biological process: regulation of DNA-templated transcription. NCBI's taxonomy places the organism in Eukaryota, Metazoa, Cnidaria, Anthozoa, Scleractinia, Pocilloporidae.